UGAUGAUGAUUCAAGUCAGAUUUCUCACAGGAACAGACACUUCACUGGAAGCAGAGGCACAUCGCAGUUGGCCAGUACGGAAGGAAUAUUUAACUUAAAAAAUUGGUGGCUGUCGACUUUCGUUAAAAAAAUAUAUCAUAAUAGUAGGUAUUUAAUUUUUUUCCCCAAUUUUUCGGAGGCGAUACAACAUGUCCCGUGUUGCCAGCCUGUCCAAGCUGCGGCAGGAGAGGAUGAGGGAGAUUAACUUGAGGAAUAAAGAACGAGAGCGCAUGAGGGAGCGAGAGAAGGCGGCGCGUGAGAGGGAGGCCCGCUAUAACAACGGUCACCUCUUCACCUCCCUCACAGUGUCGGGAACAACGCUAUGCUCGGCGUGCAACAAGAGCAUCACGGCCAAGGAGGCGCUCUGCUGUCCCACAUGUAACGUGACCAUCCACAACCGCUGCAGAGACGCUUUGCCAAACUGCGCCAAAGUCAAACAGCGGCAGCAGAAGACAGCCUUAAUGCGUAAUAACUCAUCUUUGCAGAAUGUCACACUGCGUACAAGAAACCCGGUUAUGCGUGAGCGUCCCACAUCAGCUAUAUACCCUUCUGAAAGCCUUCGCCAUUCCCUUCUCGGAUCCCGCCGGGGACGCUCUGGGCUAACCCUUUCUAAAAGUGUCUCCACAAACAAUAUUGGGAAUUUGAACGACGACUCUCCUCUGGGCCUGCGGCGAAUCCUGUCCCAGUCCACUGACUCCCUCAGCUUUAGGAAUAGGACUAUGUCAGUGGAGUCCCUCAACGAUGAUGGGGACUACUACUAUACUUCCAUUCUGGAGGAGAUGGAGCUGGAGGGCGAGGACUUCAAGGCGGACUCGUGGAGCAUGGCGGUGGACACCAAUUACCUGCACGCGCAUAGCAAAAACGUCAUCAAGAGACAGGAUGUCAUUUAUGAGUUGAUUCAGACCGAGGUGCACCACAUGCGAACACUGCGUAUUAUGGAGCGGGUGUUCCGCCAGGGCCUGCUGGAGGAACUGCAGCUGGACCCGAGCACCAUCCACGCCCUGUUCCCCUGCCUGGACCAGCUGAUCAGCAUCCACUCGCACUUCCUGGUACAGCUGCUUGUACGGCGCAACUCCAGCCUGCAGCCCGAGUCCGACUGCAACUUCACCAUACACCGCCUUGGCGACAUACUGCUUGAGCAGUUCUCUGGCCAGAGUGCAGAUGACAUGCAGAAGACCUACGCCGAAUUCUGCAGUCGUCACAUGAGAGCGGUCAAGUUGUAUAAGUCGCUCUUGGGUAGAGACAAGAGAUUUCAGUGUUUCAUUCGGCGUGUAACUCGAGGUCCCUGGUUACGUUGCCAUGGCUUCCAGGAAUGCAUUUUGUUGGUGACUCAGCGCAUAUCUAAGUAUCCUGUCCUUAUUCAACGGAUUUUGGACAACACUGUCGAAGAUGAAGAAGAAGCAGCCUCCAUAGCGCAGGCUCUGUCUAUGGUCAGAGAUCUUCUUAAUUCAAUAGAUCAGCAGAUGGAGGAGCUGGAAAAGACGCAAAGAAUGCAAGAAAUCCACGCCAAGCUUGACCAGCGAGCCGAGACCAGGGUGAGAGACGGCGGACUUUUCCGACCCGCCGAGCUUCUGCGGCGCAAGCUCGUUUACGAAGGAACGCUGCUCUGGAAGACCCCAGGAUCCCGACCAAAAGAUGUUAAGGUCUUACUGAUGACGGACAUCCUGGUAUUCCUUCAGGAGAAAGACCAGAGGUACAUCUUUCCAUGCCUGGACAAGCCUCCCGUGCUGUCCCUGCAGAACCUCAUUGUUCGAGACAUAGCCAAUCAGGAGCGAGGCAUGUUCCUCAUUAACGACUGCUCGCCGCCGGAGAUGUACGAAGUGCAUGCCCUCUCCAGGGAAGACAAGAACAUGUGGAUACGGCAAAUCCAGCACACCGUCAGCAAGUGUCCAUCCCGUGAAGAGUUCCCUCUUAUAGAGACAGAACACAAGGCCCAUCUGAGGAGACUUAAAGCGGACCUUCAGCAGAAGGACCGUGAAAUGUUGGAGCUCUUGCAGGAGAGGGUGACGCUGUUUUGCGAGCUGGCCCAGGUGACCAGUUGCCAGGACGACCUGGAGCCACCUGUUACUCGUUAUUUGUUCAGAGCAGACACUCCGCAAGCGCCGCGGGCCGAGAAGUUCCUACUGGAUGCCACAGUCGAAGUGGACCAACUGAGUGAACUCCUGCUGGGCUCCAGUGUUGACGUUCCUCUCUUGUGCCAUCACAAUCACAUGGACAUGACUGACACAAGUGAUCAGGAGUUUCUCAUAAAUGGAGCUCAUGAUCUACCAGCAGCAAAAGAAGUCUGUCAGAGGCUGAUGAAUCUCAGUGUUUACCUCCAUGCACUCCAGGCCGCUGUCAUCAAGCAAGACUCCAUCUUGGAGCUGCUGCUGCAGCAGGAGGACACAGCGGCAUCUCCGGCAUCAGCGGGUUCCUGGCGGCAGAACCGCGAUGCCGGCAGUGGGUCAACCAUCGGCGAGCUGGCCCUCCUGCAGAGGCAGCACAGUCUGCUGCAGGAGGAGCUGUUGAGGCUACGCGACGCCGAGACUCGGCUUAAGGAUAGCGAGAAGGCCCGGGCCAAGCUGGAGAAGCAGGUCCGACACAUGAAGGUCUGCGGCGAGGGGGCGACCUCGCAGGAUCAAGGGGAGCCACCCGCUCAACCUGGAAGAGAGGGCUUGAGCGCAGCCCCACAGUGGGACAACCAGGUACAUCAAUCAAACACUCCUCAGAGGGGCAGCGACGAGGAGGUCAACAUGACGUCUGAUGAUGACGAUGACGUUGAAGAAGAAGAGGAGGAAGUAUCAGAAAGCUCCAGAGAUUUUCAGGAUAUACCAGAAGAGAUCUGAUCUUCCGCUAUCAAGCUAAGUGAUCCUCACGCACUCCAAUAUGAAAGCCAUGCUAGCACAAUGUGCGCACUUCUGUCUCGAAUGAAGUUCAAUUAUUUUGCUGUUUUUCUUUCUCACUUUGACUUGUGUGCAUGAUUUACUUACUGAACAAAAGGGAGGGGGGAAUGAAGUAUUGAAAUAAUUAACACUACUACAUGAAUGUGCUUCUAACAAUAAUUGUGAUCUUUUUGUGUUAUAAUUUGAAUUAUUUGCUGGAAAUCUGACCUCACCCUUCAUUCUGCUACUGAUUUUCUGUGAAUUUUGGCAUUUUUGCGCCUAAAAAAGCGACAUCAGGAACCCAUUAUACAAACAAUUUACAUACAGUAUAUAUGAUUAAAUAUGAGGUAUUUAAAAGGGCAUCAAAUAGAGAUGUAUGUGUGCUUUUGAUGGUACUGCAUGAUUCUACGCAUCUCGUCGUUCAGUGCAAUAGACUCCACUUUAGACAAUCUUUGAUUGUAUUUUCCGAAUGUAUUUUCUGCUUUGCGCUUACACUUUUCUAUCAUGAAUAUUUGGCUCAAGGUUGAAGUUUCUGGACACAAAAUGAUGAUGAUGAUUAAUAUUAUCAUGUUAAGAUGAUACUGUAUUUGUAUACUGUACUGUAUAAUCUGAAAGACUGCUUAUUUUUGGUCAAGAAAGAAAUACUGUCAAAAUAUUAGAAACAGCUUUAUGUAUUGUUUCCUCAUCAAUAAAAUUUUCAGAUACUU
This is a messenger RNA of Corythoichthys intestinalis (scribbled pipefish), 3607 nucleotides long. It is a transcript of the gene arhgef2a, whose product is annotated as Rho guanine nucleotide exchange factor (GEF) 1a. Gene Ontology annotation, cellular component: ruffle membrane; cytoskeleton. The record is from RefSeq and is a predicted model, not a curated record. Bases 189 to 2864 code for a protein of 891 amino acids. Gene Ontology annotation, biological process: actin filament organization; regulation of Rho protein signal transduction; positive regulation of neuron differentiation. Gene Ontology annotation, molecular function: guanyl-nucleotide exchange factor activity; microtubule binding. NCBI's taxonomy places the organism in Eukaryota, Metazoa, Chordata, Actinopteri, Syngnathiformes, Syngnathidae. The transcript is spliced from 22 exons.